Messenger RNA from Sphaeramia orbicularis (orbiculate cardinalfish), 2147 nucleotides. Its product is annotated as histone H4 transcription factor. Gene Ontology annotation, biological process: anatomical structure development; regulation of transcription by RNA polymerase II. The transcript has 10 exons. Gene Ontology annotation, molecular function: DNA-binding transcription factor activity, RNA polymerase II-specific; RNA polymerase II cis-regulatory region sequence-specific DNA binding. Bases 102 to 1637 code for a protein of 511 amino acids. Lineage: Eukaryota; Metazoa; Chordata; Actinopteri; Kurtiformes; Apogonidae. The record is from RefSeq and is a predicted model, not a curated record.
CUCGACGGAGGAGGGAACAGAGCUGCCCGGCACUACAAGUAACAACAUCUAUAAGGGGUCGGGUCUUGGUGCAGCAGCAGCUCGACACAGUGAUCACCACCAUGAUGGCAACUAAAAGAUUUGAUAACUUUGAGGUGGUGUGUGAGUGGGCUUCAUGCGGCUUCAAGGGCCACACUAUGGAGGAGCUGAGCGACCACAUGUCCCUGCAUUUAAAGGACUACUUAGGAGACAGUGACGCUUUGGAGGAGCUAGAUGAAUACGCUUGCCUCUGGAAUGGGUGUGAAUUUGUAUCAAUGGGUAGUCCUCUGGAGCUGGAGAUCCAUACUUACUUCCACAACUACCAUGGUAAACUCAAAUUCAUCGGAUCACAUCUGCUCAAGUCUCGCCCGGACCUGCCCACUUGCAACCAAGGUGUACACAGCAACAACCUUGUUCCUGAAGGAUCAGAAGGAUAUGUUUGCCAGUGGGAACAUUGUGAUAGCACAUUUAACAAUCCUGAGUGGUUCUACCGACAUGUGGACAAUCACGUUGAAAGUGCUGAGCCACAGUCUCUCUCACAACAACAGCAAGCACUUUUUUGCCAUUGGACAGGGUGUGAUGCUUUCUUUAAGAUCAGGUAUCGUUUGAGAGAGCACAUGCGGAGCCACACUCAGGAGAGACUCGUAGCUUGUCCGACAUGUGGCAGCAUGUUCUCCAGCAACACAAAGUUGUUUGACCACCUCCACAGACAGGCUGAGCCAAUGGAAUCACUGGUUUGUGAACAUUGUGGGAAAGCUUUUUCCAAUGAGAGGCUUUUAAGGGAUCAUGUCCGUCAACACGUGAAUCAGGUCAAGUGUCCAUUCUGUGACAUGACCUGCACCACUUUGGCAGCUCUGAAGAUCCAUAUCAGAUUCCGUCACUGUGAUGAGCGACCCUUCCCAUGUGACUUCUGUGAUAAAAGGUUUAAAAAUCAGCGUGAUCUACAAAAGCACACAGAGGUCCAUAACGAAGGCUCUGUGUAUCAUUGCACGGUACAGGGCUGUGAAUAUUCCUGUCAUACAUUCCAAACUAUGAACCACCAUUUCAAGAGAGUGCAUGAGGAUGGGGGCAUGGCCAAAUAUAAAUGCCAUAUCUGUGAUAAGGUCUUCUCCUGGUGUUAUACUCUGACCCUUCAUCUACGCAAGAAACAUGAGCUGAAAUGGCCGUCGGGACAUUCCCGCUUUAGAUACAAGAAGGAUGUAGACGGCUUCCUAAAAGUGAACAUGGUGCGAUUUGAGACUGUAGAAGUGACAAAAGAGAUCAUGAAGAACAUGGCCAAAAAGCCUCAGGGCCAUCGGAAAAGCCAGAGAACCAGCAGCCGAAACAAGAAGGCCGCCAUCAUGCCGGAGAGUAACCGCAGCUCUCCUGUCGGGUCCUCCUCACCUUCGUCCAGCUCGUCUUCCUCCUACUCCUCAGACCUUUCCGGAGGUGAGGACGUUUCAUCUCAGCCCAGUCCCAGAGGCAGUGACUCCCCCGUGUACUGCGUCAUGAGUACCAUUCCGCACAUUGAGGACGAGUCUGGAGGGUUUCCUCAGGAGGACAGUAACACCAGUGGAACAUCCGGAGCAGUCCAGGCCCUCACAGAGGUGGCACGGGGCCUGGGCAUGGAUGUGGUGUGAUUCCUCUCCAUCCCAUAGUGUUCAGUCACAAACAUCCAUGAGGAUAUCUUGUAACUGUUGUGCAGUUAAAUCAUUUUACUUCUUCCAGUAUAUUUUGCUGUGAAGCUGUCAGCAGACACUGAAUGGCCUGUUUUUAUAGCCAAAGCUUUUAGAUGUUGUGUUUUAAACUCAAAUGUUUCACCUGUUGUCUCAGUAUUGGUUUUUGCAGAUAAAGCUUCAAGUUUCGUGAUGCCUUGCACUGACAUGUUAUCACUUAAUGUUUCUGUGACGCCUCGUGAAUGUGAUGACUUUAAAGCACUACGAUGGAAGGAUCUAGGAAAUAUUUCUUACAUCUGAUGUUUCUUGUUCCUUACAUGUUUUGGUUUCUCUUAUUUUUACAUAAUGGUGCACAACAGAGGAUGUCAGAGAAUACUUUUUUACUGUAGCCUUGGAUUGUUGCUUAAUAUGUGUUAUUUUAAUGCAGAAAUUAGUUUAUGUUGUUACAGAUUUUAAAUACAUUUUGAUACAAAG